Messenger RNA from Gryllus bimaculatus (two-spotted cricket), 1728 nucleotides. The record is from the annotation of a GenBank genome assembly. Lineage: Eukaryota; Metazoa; Arthropoda; Insecta; Orthoptera; Gryllidae.
AUGGCUUUUAAAACUCUUGGAGAUGAGUUGGUUGGUCCUGGCCCCAUCAGUAAUUUUUGUGGUACAAACAAUGGUCGUGACAAUGAAUUCGGAGGUUUCAGAGCAGCUGAUAAUUUGAACGGUGUUAUCUUGUCUCAAAAGGCAAAAGAAAAUUAUGUUACUGAUGAUGAAGAUGGUCAAAGCAAUAGUAAUCUUGUGAAUGGCUUGUAUAACAAACCUAAAGUUCCGCCUGAUAAACUGCUUUCCAUAAGAAGUGAUGCUGUUGUUUCGAAUAAAGUGCCUCCUCCAGUUAAUUUGAAAAACAGUGGAUCAUUUGUGGUAAACAGAUCUAUUUUACGACUAGAAGAACUAGAUUUUGUGCCUCAAUGUGAUAUUGUUACCAAAGAAGCAAUAUCAGCCAUUCACAGAGCCAAAACUCAGCAAUGCAAACAGGAAAUUGUGAACAUUACGUGCCUUAUUCAGCAAGGGUUGCUGUAUCCACAUUACCUUCCUAAUACAUGUCCCUCAUUGGGAUGUUUUCGUGAUAAUAAGACAUUUCGUCUACUAUCUGGGUAUUACGCUAAUUUGAAAACUACUAAUUCGCCAAAGCACUGUAUCGAUUUGUGCCUUCAAUCUGGAUUUCCCUACGCUGGUGUGCAAUUCUCGACCCAGUGCUUCUGCGGUAAUGAUGAACCUCCGUCCACGUCACGUUUGCCUGAUUCAUCUUGCAAUAUGAAAUGUCCUACUGAUCCUCGAGAUGCCUGUGGUGGUUAUUUUACAAUUAAUGUCUAUGAAACGGGGAUUGCAAAAUUUGUGUCACAAGUGCCAAGGGAAACUCCUGAAUCAGUGGAACAACCUGCCCGGAUUGCAUUUCUGCUUACUUUAAAUGGCCGGGCGUUACGACAAGUGCAGCGUUUAAUCAAAGCUCUCUUUCAUGUGGAUCACUAUUUUUAUAUUCAUGUGGAUGCGAGACAGGACUACUUAUUUCGUGAGUUGUUGCCAUUGGAAAAUACGCUACCUAAUGUUCGCCUUGCCAGACGAAGGUAUGCAACAAUAUGGGGCGGAGCUUCUCUUCUUCAAAUGCUACUCGCAUCAAUUAGCGAACUUUUGAAAAUAGACUGGCAGUGGGAUUUUAUUAUAAAUUUGAGUGAAUCUGAUUUUCCUGUAAAAACAAACCUUCAAUUAGUUGAAUUUCUGACUGCCAACAAGGAACGCAAUUUUGUUAAAUCACAUGGGCGAGAGGUCCAGAGAUUUAUUCAGAAACAAGGAUUGGACAAAACAUUUGUUGAAUGUGAUGCUCAUAUGUGGAGAAUAGGAGACCGCCACUUGCCAUGGGGUAUUCAAGUGGACGGUGGGAGUGAUUGGGUGGCCUUGUCGAGGCCCUUUGCCUCGUACGUGGCCAAUACUGUAGAUCAGUUACUGCAAGGACUGAAGGUUGUUUUUAAACAUACUCUUCUGCCUGCUGAGACAUUCUUCCACACAGUAUUAAGAAAUUCGAAGUUCUGCAACACUUAUGUGGAUAACAAUUUACAUGUUACCAAUUGGAAACGACGCCUGGGAUGUAAAUGUCAGUAUAAACACGUCGUAGAUUGGUGCGGCUGUAGUCCAAAUGAUUUCAAACCUGAUGAUUGGCCACGACUGCAGGUAUUGAUAUUUCUUUUUUCUUUUGUGUUUUUGAUGAAAAUAUUACUCAGAAAAUUUUCAUAUCAUACAUUUUUCUUAAUAAUCGUUAAUUAUAUUUACGUAUGA